UUCGGCCACACUAUAAGUGGGCUACCAAUUUUGUUUGUCAUCGGCAUUUAGCAUUCAAUUUAAUAAACUUUUUGAAAGUAUCUACAAAAAUGGCACUGGCUGAAAUCUGCAAAAUAUCCAACGCCCCGUACAUGAGGCCCACCGCCUGGUCGUCGGCGGAGGUAGAAGAUGACUUGAAGGGGUUGACUUGCAAUCUGGCCAAUCCAUUCACACUGGCUGCUCCGCCAUUCGAGAACCCUAUGCACAACCUUAAUCAGAUCCAAGCCAAUGCCGACAAGACCGGCAUCAAAAUCGAGUUUGAUCACGGCACCACCACCCUUGGCUUUAAGUUCAAGGGUGGAGUAAUCCUGGCUGUAGAUUCCCGGGCCACUGGUGGCCAGUACAUUGGCUCGCAGACAAUGAAGAAGAUUGUCGAAAUCAAUCAGUUUAUGCUGGGCACUUUGGCUGGCGGUGCCGCCGACUGUGUGUACUGGGAUCGCGUUUUGUCUAAAGAAUGUCGUCUGCACGAACUGCGAAACAAGGAGCGCAUUUCGGUGGCCGCAGCCAGCAAGAUCAUGGCCAACAUUGCCCACGAGUACAAGGGGAUGGGCUUGAGCAUGGGCAUGAUGUUGGCCGGAUACGAUAAGCGCGGUCCUGGUCUCUACUACGUGGAUUCCGAGGGAUCCCGCACGCCCGGUAACCUCUUCUCCGUGGGAAGUGGAUCUCUGUUUGCCUACGGUGUUUUGGAUUCUGGAUACCACUGGGAUCUUGAGGACGAAGCGGCCCAGGAGCUGGGACGCCGAGCCAUCUACCAUGCCACUUUUAGGGAUGCCUACUCUGGUGGCAUCAUUCGCGUUUAUCACAUUAAGGAAGACGGCUGGGUCAACAUCUCCAACACCGACUGCAUGGAGCUUCACUACAAGUACCAGGAGUUGAAGGAGCAACAGCAGGCGGCUCAGUAGAAUUGGAUUUUAUUAUAAGAUAUUCAGUCGAACGAAGUUUGUAUUUCUUGGAAUAAAUGAACGUGGUAGAGACUCA
Messenger RNA from Drosophila ficusphila, 1017 nucleotides. It is a transcript of the gene Prosbeta5, whose product is annotated as proteasome subunit beta type-5. Bases 90 to 941 code for a protein of 283 amino acids. Gene Ontology annotation, cellular component: proteasome core complex. Lineage: Eukaryota; Metazoa; Arthropoda; Insecta; Diptera; Drosophilidae. The record is from RefSeq and is a predicted model, not a curated record. The transcript is spliced from 2 exons. Gene Ontology annotation, molecular function: threonine-type endopeptidase activity.